ACUGAUAAACACCUGAGUAUUCCCUGGAGUCCUCGAAUCUGCAUUUUAUCACUUAGACUGUGGAGUUCUGCUCAGCAGUCGACUCUCCCUUGGUAUCUAGCUCCAAUUGAGAUAUCAACAUGCGAAUCUUCAUUUUAUUGAGCUUAUUAGUAGCAACAUGGGGAUUUCCUCGGAAUCCAAUGGAAAAUCCCGAUCUCUUCCAAGGAGAUAUCGUAGGCAUAGAGAGCAUUGAAGACCGUAAUGCUAUUCCAAACAAUACUAGAAGAUGGCCCGGUGGAGUCAUUCCCUACAAGAUUGACAGUGGCCUUGAUGAUCUGAAAGAAGAAAUUGCUAAAGCAAUGAAACACAUCUCGGACCGGACAUGCAUCAAGUUUGUACCCUGGGAUGGACUUGAGAGAGGAUACAUUAAGAUAUUUCCAGGAGACGGAUGCUAUUCCUACUGGGGCAGAACAGGCAAGAUCCAACCUGUGUCCUUGGGAUACGGAUGCGAACCAAUCGGAACUAUCAUCCACGAGCUAACCCAUGCUAUUGGAUUCGAUCACGAGCAGAACAGGUCAGACCGAGACGAUUACCUCAUCAUUUACUGGCAGAAUAUUUGGCCAGAUGCACUGGACCAGUUUGACAAACUGAAGCCACACGAGAACCGUCUGAUCAACGAAUUCGACUACAACUCCAUUAUGCUGUACGGAGAGAAGACCUUCUCAAAGGACGGUUGGUCCAAGACCAUGAAAGCCAGGAAGAAGGGAAUCAAGAUCCUCGACGUAAUUCAAAAAGGAAAACUAAGCGACAGUGAUGUCUUCCGUAUCAACACUUUGUACGAGUGCGAUAAGCAAUAGAAUCAUUAAAACCACUUUUCUUAAAUCA
Messenger RNA from Argiope bruennichi, 864 nucleotides. Its product is annotated as astacin-like metalloprotease toxin 5. The transcript has 6 exons. Gene Ontology annotation, molecular function: metalloendopeptidase activity; zinc ion binding. Gene Ontology annotation, biological process: proteolysis. The coding region runs from base 120 to 836 and encodes 238 amino acids. NCBI's taxonomy places the organism in Eukaryota, Metazoa, Arthropoda, Arachnida, Araneae, Araneidae. The record is from RefSeq and is a predicted model, not a curated record.